Molecule: messenger RNA, 1181 nt
Organism: Gopherus evgoodei (Goodes thornscrub tortoise)
Lineage: Eukaryota; Metazoa; Chordata; Testudines; Testudinidae
Product: macrophage mannose receptor 1-like
Exons: 8
Coding region: 514-1104 (196 amino acids)
Biological process (GO): receptor-mediated endocytosis
Cellular component (GO): plasma membrane
Molecular function (GO): signaling receptor activity
Source: RefSeq, a predicted model, not a curated record
AUAAAUUGUGGCUAUCCAAGUGGUUUUAUCUGUGAAAGGCACAACAGUACCAUUAACUCAACAUUUGCUCCUGCACCUCUAGGAGGCUGUCCAGAAACUUGGCUUUUGUUUAACAAUAAGUGUUUCAAAAUAUUUGGCUCAAGUGAAAAUGAGACAUUGACGUGGCAUGCUGCACGAAUGGCUUGUAUAAAUUUAGGAGGAAACCUGGCUUCCAUACCAAAUAAAGAAGUCCAAGCCUUCCUCUUCUACCAUUUAAGAGAAGUCAUGACUGAUCCAUAGAUUGGAUUGAAUGAUAUUAAUAGUGACCUAUCAUUUCUUUGGACGGAUGGAAGUGGUGUAUCCUAUAAAAACUGGGCCAACGGUGCACCUACGUACAGACGCACAUACUCUUAUUUUUAUUAUGGUGGUGGUGAUGAGGAGGACUAUCAGGAGAAAGACUGUGUCGUUAUAACAAAGGAAGAAGGGAAAUGGAAAGAUGAAGAUUGUGAAAAUGACAAAAGCUAUAUAUGCCAAAUGAAUUUAAACCCUAAAUUACUUCAUUCCCCAACAACAAUUCCAGCCUCUGGCUUUAUCUGUUAUGGUGACAGUAGCUAUUCAGUCAUCCAUUCAAAAAUGAAAUGGGAAGAGGCAAGAAAAAAUUGCAAGGACAGAUCUUCAGAUCUUGCUAGUAUUUUAGAUAUCCGCAGCCAUUCAUUCCUAUGGUUACAGAUGUUAAAGUAUGGAGAGCGUGUAUGGAUUGGUCUUAACAGCAAUGUGACAGAUGGCCAUUAUAAAUGGGUUGAUAACUGGAUACUCCAAUAUACUAAAUGGGCAACAAGAGAACCAAAAGAGAAAAUAGCCUGUGUCUAUCUAGACCUUGAUGGAACCUGGAAGACAGCAUCUUGUAAUGAAAGCUCCUUCUCCGUCUGUAAACAGUCAGAUGUUGUGGCCCCUCCUGAUCCUCCACAGCUGCCUGGAAAUUGCCCUGAAUCAAAAGAACUCAGAUCUUGGAUUCCUUUCCAUGGUCACUGCUACUACAUUGAAUCAUCAGCCAUGAAAAGUUGGGCCCAAGCUUCCCUGGAAUGUAUUCAAUUAGAUGCUACUUUCAGUAGAAGAUUUGGCUGAAUCCAACUUUCUGACACACAGGAUACAGGCUCUUGAAAGCAAAACACAAGGUUUUUGGACAGGAAUGUACAGAAAUG